AGCCCGGGGGCCCUCCUUUGAAACUGACUAAUUGGGGAAGGAAGACACAAAGGGAAGCGAAACGCGCUCGGAGAGUCGCGCUGCGAAGAAGAGUUCCCGCUGGGUGAGUGGAUUUGCCUUCCCCAGACCUCCGUGGCUGAUCCCAAAAAACUUGAAAACUUUUGCCAGGACUAGGGUCCCAAAGGGAGUGACAGGUCCCAACUUGUCCUGGGAAGGAGACAAGGCGAUUGGGUGUCAGUAAGAAGAGAAGGGUGGGGGAUCGCCAUGAGCCUUGCUCACGUGUCCUUGGCCAACUGCCUGCUGCUGCUGUUGCUGCUGCUGCUGCUGGGACCCUGCUGGGCCCAGUUCCACGGGGAGAAGGGCAUUUCCAUCCCUGAUCAUGGCUUCUGCCAACCCAUCUCCAUUCCACUGUGCACUGACAUUGCCUACAACCAGACUAUCAUGCCCAAUUUGCUGGGACACACCAGCCAAGAGGACGCUGGCUUGGAGGUCCACCAGUUCUACCCACUGGUGAAGGUCCAAUGCUCCCCAGAACUCAAGUUCUUUCUGUGUUCUAUGUAUGCCCCUGUGUGCACCGUCUUGGAGCAGGCCAUUCCACCAUGCCGUUCCAUCUGUGAGCGGGCAAGGCAGGGUUGUGAAGCCCUCAUGAACAAAUUUGGCUUCCAGUGGCCGGAACGACUGCGGUGUGAGAACUUUCCCCGCCAUGGGGCAGAACAAAUUUGUGUGGGGCAGAACCACUCAGAUGAAGGGGGCUCACCAGCACUGAUUACAAGUUCCACUCCCAUUGCUGGGCAGGGUACUGCCGGCCUACCACGCUAUGCCACCCUUGAUCACCCCUUCCACUGCCCACGAGUCCUCAAGGUACCCAGCUACCUCAACUACAAGUUCCUUGAAGAAAAGGACUGUGCUGCUCCUUGUGAACCUACCAAGGGUGAUGGACACAUGUUCUUCAAUCAGGAGGAGAUCCGCUUUGCUCGUAUCUGGAUCCUCAUCUGGUCUCUUUUAUGCUGUGCCUCCACCUUCUUCACUGUCACCACCUAUCUGGUUGACAUGCAGCGCUUCCGCUACCCAGAACGGCCCAUCAUCUUCCUUUCAGGCUGUUACACCAUGGUCUCCGUGGCCUACAUUGCAGGAUUUGUGCUGGAGGAACGUGUGGUGUGCAAUGAGCGUUUCCAAGAUGAUGGCUACCGUACAGUGGUGCAGGGCACCAAAAAGGAGGGCUGCACCAUACUUUUCAUGAUGCUGUACUUCUUCAGUAUGGCCAGUUCCAUCUGGUGGGUCAUCUUGUCCCUCACAUGGUUCCUUGCUGCUGGCAUGAAGUGGGGCCAUGAAGCCAUAGAGGCUAACUCACAGUACUUCCAUUUGGCAGCAUGGGCUGUGCCAGCGGUCAAGACCAUCACCAUACUGGCUAUAGGGCAGAUUGAUGGUGAUCUUCUCAGUGGUGUCUGCUUUGUGGGGCUCAACAAUAUAGAUCCACUUCGAGGCUUUGUUUUGGCCCCACUCUUUGUCUACCUCUUUAUUGGCACAUCUUUUCUACUGGCUGGUUUUGUAUCACUUUUCCGUAUCCGUACCAUCAUGAAACAUGGUGGCACCAAGACGGAGAAGUUGGAGCGCCUCAUGGUGCGCAUUGGGGUCUUCAGUGUCCUCUACACAGUACCAGCCACCAUUGUUAUUGCCUGCUACUUCUAUGAACAGGCCUUUCGUGAGCACUGGGAACGGAGCUGGAUUAGCCAAAACUGCAAAAGUUUGGCCAUUCCCUGUCCACUUCAGUACACACCACGCAUGACCCCUGACUUCACCGUCUACAUGAUCAAGUAUCUCAUGACACUCAUUGUGGGCAUCACCUCAGGUUUCUGGAUCUGGUCGGGGAAAACCCUUCAUUCCUGGAGGAAAUUCUAUACCAGGCUAACUAACAGCAAACAUGGGGAGACUACAGUUUGAAAAGGGAUGAUAGAAGUAGUGAAGUGCCAAGGUUGCCAGCUCAGACAUUUCAAACAAGGAAGCAAAAAUCAGAUGUGCCUACUUCAGGAGCUUGUGUGUAUGUGUGGGUUCUUUGGGGAAGCUCUCUGGAAUUUGAGAGGUGGGGGGUUCUGUUCUACCGAACUGUGACCUUCUCUGACAAUUUGAGAGAAACACGGGAGGAAAAGAACGAAGGAAAGAAACUGAAGUAUUUAAAACUGUCUCCUUUAAUUAAAACAAAACCUUUUUUUUUGCUUUAGGUUUUUAUAAACUAUUAAAAGGUGUCAUUUUGUAAUUAAAAUUGUAAAUAGCA
This is a messenger RNA of Elgaria multicarinata webbii, 2272 nucleotides long. It is a transcript of the gene FZD2, whose product is annotated as frizzled class receptor 2. Gene Ontology annotation, cellular component: plasma membrane. Gene Ontology annotation, biological process: canonical Wnt signaling pathway; non-canonical Wnt signaling pathway. Gene Ontology annotation, molecular function: Wnt-protein binding; Wnt receptor activity. Bases 265 to 1941 code for a protein of 558 amino acids. The record is from RefSeq and is a predicted model, not a curated record. Lineage: Eukaryota; Metazoa; Chordata; Lepidosauria; Squamata; Anguidae. The transcript has a single exon.